AUGUGGAAUUCAAAUCCUGCACCACCUGGAAGGCCUCGUUGCCACAAUGUUACAACUUUUACUCGUAAAGGGCCACUACGAGGAGCGUCACCGAGUCAUAAAGCUCUUUUCAAGCUAUUGCUGUCUCCUGAAAUCGUAAGUAUUAUUGUGCGAGAAACCAACAGAAAAGCCAUUGAAGCGUUUCGUUUAUGGAAUGAAAAGCAUCCCAGUAAUAAACAGCGUUCUUGGGUAAUGACUAACGAAGACGAAAUGUAUGCUUUUUUUGCGAUGCUACUUAUUGCUGGUGUAUUCCACUCGAAUUCUCAGCCAGCGAAAGAAUUGUGGGCCAGUUACAAUAUGCCAAUUUAUAAGGCCACUAUGUCAUUGAAUCGGUUCAAGAGCUUAACUACUUUCAUCCGUUUCGAUAACAGUGGUACUCGUGCUGAGAAGUUGAAGCAAAGCAAAUCUGCUGCCCUGGACGAUGUAUGGCUCAUGCUGAUGGCCAAUUUAGAGAAAGCAUACACUCCGGAUUGUCAUGUAACCGUCGAUGAACAGUUAUUUCCAUAUCGUGGGCACACUCGAUUCACCCAAUAUAUUCCGAGUAAGCCGGCAAAAUAUGGCAUGAAAACACUCUGCCUGCUCGCAACGGCGUAUGCCAAGCCACAGGGCUAUAACUACCAGAGUCAACAAAACAGUUUCCAGAAUCAACAGAAUAGCUUCCAAAUCAAGCUGCCUGGCAUUAGUAGCACAUCCAGUGCACAACAACAGCACACCAGUUCCAACGUACAAGAACAACCAAGUUUCCUGCAACAGGCACUGCAAAAUGCCAAACUGACGCAAUCCCUCAUCAGCACCCCAGCUGCUUUACCCACCGUUGCGACGCCAAACAACUAUUACCAAAGUGCGCCUCUGUCACAGACACCACAUUUUCAGCCCGGUUUCCAACCCAGUCACGGUCCACAACAACCCGCCUAUCCAACGUUCGGACAGCAGCAAUACCAACAGCAAGGCCACUUUGGGCAAUCACCAUCUCUAGUCACCAAGGACAUUUACGUGCAUGUCGCACCCGAAGAGCAUGAAGAACGUUACCAGCGACCGGUGUUGCCUCCGCCACCACCACGCAAGCACUACCGCAUUGUCUUCAUUAAGGCGCCAAGUCCCAAGCCAAACGCAGCAGCCUUACGCGUGAAUCAAGCGCCAACCGAGGAAAAGACUAUUAUUUAUGUGCUCACACGCAAGCCAGAUCCCAUCGACUUGGAGGCGGCUUACCAGGAGGCAGCGCCCAAGCCGCCCAGCAAACCGGAAGUCUAUUUCAUCAAAUAUCGCACCCAAGAGGAAGCGCAACAUGCACAACGCACCAUUCAAGAACAAUACGAUCAACUAGGCGGCACAACACAAGUCUCCGACGAGGGAGUUGCACCAGUGGCCUCCGUAAUUGGAUCGUUGGAUCGCCAGCAAGGCGGCGCAGGCGCCAACGUCGGCUCCAGUAUCAUCUCCACCAGCAGCAGCAGCAGUGCGAGCAGUAGUGGCAGCAGCAGCGGCAGCAGCAGCGGAGUGAAUAAAUAUCUGCCGCCUUUUGUAAGACUCUAAUUUUAAUUAAUUGAAGUUGAUUUGAAGUUUAAUCGACCGAAAGCGAUUUUACUGCCCAACAAAAGAAAGACUCAUAAAAGACACAAAAAGUACAUGCAUACAUGCACACACACGUGCAUAGCGCACAUACACCAUCACAACUGCAUGUAUAUAUGUACACGUUGCUUUACAUACAUAUUUACACUUGUCUGUUCAAUUUAUGCGCUCGAUAGCAUUUGAUUUCACUGAGUCGAUUUAAUUAUUUUCGAUUUCUGUUGGUUUGUUAAUUAAUUUUCGAGUUGUAAAAUUUUUAGUUAUCUAUUUUUUUACUAUUGCGCUGAAAUAAUUUAGCGUACUUUGCGGUAUGUUGUUGUUUAUUUUUUUGUUAAUUGAAUAAUUUGUUAAUGAAUAUAUUUUUUUAUUUAUUUAUUCAUAGUUUUUUUCUUAUUGAGUAUUUUUAAUAUAAUUUGUUAAAUAAUUAAUUUUUGUAAUACCUGAUUUUAAAUGAUCGCAGCCGUAGUCUGUCAUCAGCCGCUAGUCGAUGGUCUCGGCUCAAACAUCAAUUC
Molecule: messenger RNA, 2114 nt
Organism: Anastrepha ludens (Mexican fruit fly)
Lineage: Eukaryota; Metazoa; Arthropoda; Insecta; Diptera; Tephritidae
Exons: 3
Coding region: 1-1569 (522 amino acids)
Source: RefSeq, a predicted model, not a curated record